Boleophthalmus pectinirostris (great blue-spotted mudskipper) is the source of this 6438-nucleotide messenger RNA. It is a transcript of the gene myo10l1, whose product is annotated as myosin X, like 1. Gene Ontology annotation, biological process: signal transduction. The transcript has 45 exons. Gene Ontology annotation, cellular component: myosin complex; cytoskeleton. Bases 1 to 6384 code for a protein of 2127 amino acids. NCBI's taxonomy places the organism in Eukaryota, Metazoa, Chordata, Actinopteri, Gobiiformes, Gobiidae. Gene Ontology annotation, molecular function: cytoskeletal motor activity; ATP binding; protein binding. The record is from RefSeq and is a predicted model, not a curated record.
AUGGGUAGCGACGCGGGGUUGGAUGCUGCAGAUGCCGGUUUGAUUUCCUUAGUCACCUCGCAGGCUCUGGCCCAGGUGUUGUCUAAAAAUUCCAUCGAGUACCACGCGUCCCACACCCCCAAAAUCCGGCAAAUUUCACGUUUUAUUGCGAAAUGGCUUUACGCAUUCUACGCAAUCGAAGGGGCCCGUGUGUGGGUGCGGGAGAAGGAGCAGCUGGUUCCUGCCACAGUCAACUCCUGUGGGGAUGGGACCCUGGUACUCACCACAGACUAUGGAGAGGUGCUGUAUCUUCAGACAGCGGAGGUCACCAGGGAGAAGGUCUACGCCAUGCACCAGUCUAGUAUUGAUGGAGUGGAGGACAUGUCGGCCCUGGCUGAGCUCCACGAGGCUGCCAUCAUGCACAACCUGUACCAGCGCUACCAGAAGGACAACAUUUACACCAACAUCGGCAGCAUCUUGGCGGCGGUGAACCCGUACAAGCAGAUCUCAGGCAUGUAUGACCUGGAGCGGGUGCACCAGUACUCCAGGCACCAGUUUGGAGAGCUCCCCCCUCACAUCUUCGCCGUGGCUAACGAAUGCUACCGCUGCAUCUGGAAGCGCCAUGACAGCCAGUGUGUCCUCAUCAGUGGAGAGUCAGGAGCAGGAAAAACAGAGAGCACCAAACUGUUGCUCCAGUUCCUGUCUGUGAUGAGUCAGAACUCAGCUGGGACUCCUGCCUCAGAGAAGACCACACGGGUGGAGCAGGCCAUUGUACAGAGCAGCCCCAUAAUGGAAGCCUUUGGAAACGCAAAGACUGUUUACAACAACAACUCCAGUCGCUUUGGGAAGUUCAUCCAGCUGCACUUCUCUGAGUGCGGCAACAUCCAGGGAGGCUGUGUCAUCGACUAUCUACUGGAAAAGAAUCGCGUUGUACGACAAAACCCGGGGGAGAGAAACUACCAUAUCUUCUACGCACUAUUGGCAGGAGCUACAAAGGAGCAUCGAAGCCAGUACUUUAUGGAAGAAGGAGCCGAGUCUUUUCACUACCUCAGUCAGGCGGGAUGUUGUAAAGACAAGAGCCUGAACGACAAGGAGCUCUUCAACAGCGUCAUGGAAGCGCUGAAGGUGCUGCAGUUUAGUGAGGAGGAGAUCCGAGACAUGUUCAAGCUGCUGUCUGGAGUCCUACAGCUGGGCAACAUCGAGUUCAUGACUGCAGGGGGCGCUCAGAUCACCACCAAGCAAGUGGUCACAAACGUCAGCGAGCUCUUGGGCCUGGACGCCUUCCAACUGUCUGAAGUGCUGACCCAACGUUCUAUCAUCCUCAGAGGAGAAGAGAUCUGCUCCCCACUCACCAUCGAGCAGGCUGUAGAUUCCCGGGACUCAGUUGCCAUGGCGCUGUACUCCCAGUGUUUCUCGUGGAUCAUUCUCAAAAUCAACCAGAAAAUCAAGGGGAAGGAAAAUUUCAAGUCCAUCGGAAUUUUGGAUAUUUUUGGUUUUGAGAAUUUUGAGGUGAAUCGCUUUGAACAGUUUAACAUCAACUACGCCAAUGAGAAGCUACAGGAGUACUUCAACAAACAUAUCUUCUCUCUGGAGCAGCUGGAGUACAACAGGGAGGGGGUCCAGUGGGAUGCAAUUGACUGGAUGGACAACGCUGAGUGUCUGGAUCUAAUUGAGAAAAAACUGGGCUUGUUGGCUCUGGUGAAUGAAGAAAGCCGUUUCCCCAAAGGCACAGACUUCACUCUGCUGGAGAAGCUGCACAGUCGACAUUCAACCAAUCCGUACUACGUGAAGCCCAGGCUCGCAGACCACCAGUUUGGAAUCAAGCACUACGCUGGAGAGGUACUCUAUGAUGUGAAGGGCAUCCUGGAGAAGAACAGGGACACAUUCAGAGAUGAUAUUUUGAACAUGCUCAAGGACAGCAGACUGGACUUCAUCUACGACCUGUUUGAGAAAGUGGGCAGCAGGAACAACGAGGAGAAGAUGGGCACAGCCAGACGCAAGCCCACUGUCAGCUCCCAAUUCAGGGACUCUCUCCACGCUUUGAUGGCCACCCUGAGCGUCUCCAACCCCUUCUUCAUCCGCUGUAUCAAACCCAACAUGGAAAAGAAUCCAAACAAGUUUGACCCAGAGGUGGUUCUGAACCAGCUCAGAUACUCGGGCAUGUUGGAGACAGUGAAGAUCCGUCGUGCUGGUUUCCCAGUGCGCAGGACUUUCAAAGACUUCUUUUUACGAUAUAAAAUUAUUCUGAAGGACAAAGCGCCAAAGAACGGAGAUGAUAAGAAGAACAGCACAGACCUUCUAUUCAAAUAUGACAAGACCAAGAAAGAGUGGCAGCUGGGCAAAACAAAAGUUUUCAUGAAGGAAUCUUUGGAGCAGCGUUUGGAAAAAGAUCGAGACGAAAUCCGACGCCAGGCUGCCAUGAUAAUCCGCGCUCACCUCCUCGCCUUCUCCGCAAAGAAGUUCUUCAAGCGUGCCCGUGCCAGCGUCAUCACCCUCCAGAAGCAUUUGAGGAGACACAUUUUGAGAAAGCGAUUCGUGAAACAGAGGAAGGCAGUGCUGGUGCUGCAGAGACACCGCAGGGGGCAGGUCGCCAGGACCCGGGUCCGAAAACUGCGAGAGGAGAAGAAGAAGAAAGAGGAGGAGCAGAGGAAGAAAGAGGAGGAGGAGAAGAAGAAGGAUGGAGUAGAGGAGGGAGAUGGAAAGAAGGAUGAGUCGGUUGAGAAGAAGGCAAGUGGCAGCGCAGAUGAGACGAAGCAGAUGGAAGAAAUCUUGCAGCUGGAGCGUGAGAUCGAGCGUCUGCAGAAGAAGCGAGAGGAUGAGGUGUCUCAGCUGUGCGAGUCGUCCAAACAGGAGCUGCAGCUGCGGCGCGAUGCGGAGCUCAAACGCAUGAACAAAGAGGCGUCUCGAAAAGCCACCAGUCUCAUAGACGUGCUCAACUUCAGCGGGGUGGACCCUGCCCUGGCCGCUGCCUCCCCCAAACCUGCAGAGGAGAAGGCCAAGACCCCCAAAACAGCCUCAGGUCCCCCUGCUGGCGCCUCUAAGGAUGAAGAAGUGGAUGAGGGCUUCCACGCGGAGGAGGAGUGCAUCCCUCUGCCGGACUUCCCCCCUCCGGCAGAGAGCAACGCCCCUGUGGACCAGGACAUCUUCGCCAACCUACCGCCUCCUCCGCCCGCCUUCGCCGAGGGCACGGUGCCACCUGCCCCCCCUCCUCCACCCCCCUUACCCGCCAACGGUGGCCCUCCUCCCCCUCCGCCCCUCCCGCCGCCGGACGUCACCGGAGCUCCACAGCCCCCACCCCCUCCGCCCCUGCCCCCCACAGAGGAGCCCAAGCCCGGUCCGGACAGGAAGGUCAGCCUGGUGGAGAGUUUACCCGAUGGGGACGAGCCCAUUUACUCCAUGCCCGCCGACACCGAGUCGGACUACGACCAGGAGGAGGAGGAGGGGUCUGUUAACGCGGGUGACGACAGCAGCUCCGUAUCCGGGAGCAACCGUGGCAGCGCGGCGGUGGGAGACGACGAGCAUCCUCGCAAGUCCACGUGCACCAACGCCAGCAUAGAGUCCUACAGAGGCAGCUCGGACUCUUAUGCUGACAGUGACGAUGAGCAUGACGGCAUGAUGGACACGGAGGAAGACCUGACCACAGGCAGGGUCACUAUUCUGAACGGAAACGGACCUCCGUAUUUCCAUGGCUACCUCUACAUGAAAGCUGGUCUUAUGAUCCCCUGGAGGAGGCGCUGGUGUGUGCUGAAGGAUGAGACGUUCAUGUGGUUCCGCUCCAAACAGGACUCACUCAAGUCGGGCUGGCUCUACAAGAAAGGAGGAGGCCUGUCCACCCUGUCCCGGAGGUUAAACUGGAAGAUGCGCUGGUUUGUCCUGAGAGACGGAAAGCUGAUGUACUAUGAGAACGACAGUGAAGAGAAACUGAAAGGGACCAUAGACAUCCGAGCUGCUAAGGAGAUAGUGGACAACCAUGAGAAGGAGAAUGCACUCAACAUCGUGACGGAUGAGAGGACCUACCAAGUGUUUGCAGAGUCUCCAGAGGAUGCAAGUGGCUGGUUCAACGUCCUGACGAAGGUGCGAGUGUGUACACCAGAUCAGUUGCUGGACAUGGGGCAUGAACAGGCCAACCCAAAGAACGCUGUGGGAACUCUUGAUGUGGGGUUGAUCGACUCAGUGUGUGCUUCAGACAAUCCUGAUCGGCCCAACUCAUUUGUGAUCAUCACAGCCAACCGUGUGAUCCACUGUAAUAGUGACACCCCAGAGGAGAUGCACCACUGGAUUAGCCUGCUGCAGAAGCCCAAAGGAGACGCUCGCAUCGACGGACAGGAGUUCCUAGUCAGAGGCUGGCUGCAGAAGGAGAUGAAGACCAACGCCAAGAGCACGUCUCUGAAGCUGAAGAAGCGCUGGUUCGUACUGACCAGUGGCUCUCUGGAUUAUUACAAAAGCUCAGAGAAGAACUCCUCCAAGAUGGGCACCCUGGUCCUCAACUCACUGUGCUCUGUCAUUCAGCCGGAUGAACGGGUUCACCGGGAAACAGGAUACUGGAAUAUCAUUGUGUAUGGAAGAAAGCAUUCAUAUCGUCUAUACACCAAAAUGUUGAACGAAGCCAUGAGGUGGGCCGCUGCCAUUCAGUCAGUCAUCGACAGCAAGACGCCCAUCGAGACCCCCACACUGCAGCUUAUCAGGGACAUCAAGGAGAACAGUGUGAACCCGGAGAUCGUGGAUCAGAUGUACAGAAGGAACCCCAUCCUCAGAUACACACAGCACCCCCUGCACUCGCCCCUCCUGCCCCUGCCCUACGGAGAGGUCAUCAGCCUGCACCGGCAGCAGGGCUAUGCCAGUCUGCAGGACGAGGCUGUGCGGGUCUUUAACUCUCUGCAGGAGAUGGAGACAUUGGCCGACACUGUGCCCAUUAUACAGGGGAUACUGCAGACCUGCCAGGACCUGCGCCCGCUCAGGGACGAGGUGUACUGUCAGGUGAUCAAGCAGACCAAUCACGUGCCUCAGCCUAACAGCCCAGCCAACCGGGCGCACUGGCACCUGCUCACCUGCAUGAGCUGCACCUUCUUACCCAGCAGAGCCAUCCUCCGCUACCUCCGCUUUCACCUCAAGAGGGUCCGAGAGAGGUACCCGAACACAGAAAUCGAGCGCUACGCCACUUUCAUCGGGGAGUCCUUGAAGAAGACAAAGACGCGUGAGUUUGUUCCGUCACAAGAGGAGAUCGCCGCCCUGCUGGUGAGACAGGAGAUGAGCACCACGGUCUACUGCCACGGAGGAGGCUCCUGCAAGAUCUCCAUCAACUCGCACACCACAGCCGGAGAGGUGGUGGAGAAGUUGAUCCGGGGCCUGGCCAUGGAGGAGAGUAAGAACCUGUUCUCUCUGUUUGAACACAACUCCUUCACUGACAGAGCUCUGGAGAGCAGAGUCAUCGUGGCCGACGUGCUCGCCAAGUUUGAAAGACUGGCUGGCAGCGAGGAAGAGGAGGAGGAAGGAGAGUGGAAGCUUUACUUUAAACUCUACUGUUUCCUGGACGUGGAGAGCAUGCCCAAGGAGGGGGUGGAGUUUGCAUUUAUGUUUGAGCAGGCUCACGAGUCCCUGAUCAGUGGUCACUUCCCCGGCUCUGAGGAGACCCUGCAGCACCUGGCCUCCCUCCGCCUGCAGUACCUCCACGGGGACGGAGCGGGACGGGCCGGCUGGAGCUUAGGCACCGUCUACCCCAUCGGGCGCCUACGCAAUCGCAUCCUCCACUCCACCAAGCCCGGGGUGGGGGCCGGGGCCGGGGCAGGAGGGGCUGCUGGAGGGGCCGGGGAGGGGAAGGGAACAGCCGGGCCUGGAGGGGUCAGUGUCGGGACAGAGAAGAGGAAGACCCCCAGCUUCCUGGACGGGACGCUGAGGAGGAGCUUCAAAACAGGUUCAUUAAAGAAACAGAAGGUGGAGGAGGAGCAGAUGCUGGAGAUGUGGGUAAAAGAGGAGACCUCUGCCACCCGCACCAGCGUCCUGGAGAAGUGGACCCGGCUCCAGGGCAUGCCCCAGCACCAGGCCAUGCUCAAGUACAUGAGCAUCAUCAAGGAGUGGCCCGGAUAUGGAUCUACGCUCUUCGAUGUGGAGUGUAAAGAGGGUGGCUUCCCUCACGACCUGUGGCUGGGUGUCAGUGCAGAUAACGUGUCUGUGUACAAGAGAGGAGAGCCCAAACCUCUGGAGACCUUCCCCUACGAACACAUCACCUUCUUUGGAGCGUCACAACUCUGCACCUACAAGAUCAUCGUGGACGAAAGGGAGAUGUACUUUGAGACGGCAAUGGUGGGAGAGAUCUACAAGAUCAUGAGGGCUUACAUCAACAUGAUGGUGAAGAAACGCUGCAGCAUCAUGUCAGUGACCAGCGUGAGCAGUCCCUGGGUCAGGUGAUCACCACCGUCAUCAGGAGCUUGAUCCAGUGGCACCAGCUGAACGUAGCACAGG